Messenger RNA from Fusarium pseudograminearum CS3096, 381 nucleotides. RefSeq lists its product as uncharacterized. Gene Ontology annotation, biological process: SRP-dependent cotranslational protein targeting to membrane. Bases 1 to 381 code for a protein of 126 amino acids. Lineage: Eukaryota; Fungi; Ascomycota; Sordariomycetes; Hypocreales; Nectriaceae. The transcript is spliced from 3 exons. Gene Ontology annotation, cellular component: signal recognition particle, endoplasmic reticulum targeting. Gene Ontology annotation, molecular function: endoplasmic reticulum signal sequence receptor activity; 7S RNA binding. The record is from RefSeq and is a predicted model, not a curated record.
AUGGCCGACUCACAUAUGAGCCACGACGAGUUCUUCGCCAAGCUGGGUGAGCUCUUCGACCAUCGCAAGGGCAGCGACCAUGGCUCCAUCUACCUGAGCCAGAAGCGACUCAUCUAUGGUCAAGAUAUAGCCCAGCCCUCAGAAGAAGAACCAGAUAUCAACCCUAGCAAGCCUCUACCCCUCAUUAUCAAGGCAACAAACGGCAAGGGUAAGAGGGACCGUUCCAAAAAGGUCAAACUGUCCACAGUUGUGAACCCCGAAGAUUUGGAGGCAUUUUAUGUGAGGUAUGCCGAUGUGUGCAAGUCAGGCAUGACAGCCCUGAAGCCAAGAGACAGGAGCAAGAAGAAGGCGAAGGCGAAGAAGAAGAAGGCCGCAGCAUGA